This is a messenger RNA of Cryptococcus amylolentus CBS 6039, 369 nucleotides long. RefSeq lists its product as hypothetical. The coding region runs from base 1 to 369 and encodes 122 amino acids. The transcript is spliced from 3 exons. NCBI's taxonomy places the organism in Eukaryota, Fungi, Basidiomycota, Tremellomycetes, Tremellales, Cryptococcaceae. The record is from RefSeq and is a predicted model, not a curated record.
AUGAAAGGACGCCGCCCAUCGACAAAGCCAUCGACGAAGAAAGCUGCUUCGGCUGCGAAUGCCGCUGUUUCUGGUCCCCAGAAUCAGAAUGCCGGUGAGGAGAAUGACAGUGGAUCCAGGGAUAAUGAGGAGGAGGAUGAAGAGGAGUAUGAAGAUGAGAACAAAGGCGGUGGUCCUCCUGGUGGUGGUCCUCCCGGCGGUGGUCCUCCUGCCGGAGAGGGUAUGCUGCGGGAUCUGCCUUUGCAGGAUAGACAGGCUAUCCGAGACCUCUACCAUCAAGUUCAUGCGAGCCACGCCACAUUCGCCAACGCGCCGACGGCCGCUUUUGUGGCAGGGUCCGAAGACGAAGCACAAGCUAUGGCCAGAUAA